Ziziphus jujuba (common jujube) is the source of this 2742-nucleotide messenger RNA. RefSeq names its product vacuolar-sorting receptor 1. The record is from RefSeq and is a predicted model, not a curated record. Bases 554 to 2431 code for a protein of 625 amino acids. NCBI's taxonomy places the organism in Eukaryota, Viridiplantae, Streptophyta, Magnoliopsida, Rosales, Rhamnaceae. The transcript has 12 exons. Gene Ontology annotation, molecular function: calcium ion binding.
UCUAUCAAAAUCGUCUAUUUAUCCUUGAUUAAUGGCGGUUUAGAUCGAUAAUCCAUAAAAAUAAAAAAUCAAACUUCUUGUGGAAUUUGGUUUGGGUUUUUCAGGUGAAUUUCGGAGAGAGAGAGUUCCAGUUUGAAAAGUAAUUUCUCAAGUGCUUCCUUAUCUAACAGCCUCUUCUCUCUCAAAAACAAAAAAAAAAAUUCACUUUUUGAUACUUUUCUUAAUAGACAUUAUCAGACAAAUCGUUUUUUGAACGCUUCCCACGAAAUUCAGCUCAAGACCCAGAAAUCUUCACACUGAAUAAAAGUGGUUUUCUUUCUCUGAUUAUUGAAAUCUGCGAUCUGGUUUUAUUUGGGGGUAAAAAAAAAAAUUCUUAAUUUGCGAAUUUAGCUCUUUUGGGUUGGUAAUUUGUGAAGAUGGUUGGUUAAUUGUGCCAAAAUCUGAGUUUUUGAUUUUGAGCUUUUUGUUUUCCGAGGGAAAUUUGCGAGCUUUUUAUUGAUCUGGGUCUUUCUCUUUGGGCUUAUAGAUUGGAGGGGACUCAGUUUUAGUGGCAAUGAUGAGAGAAAAGCUAGGGCUUUUGGUUUGGGUAUGGUUUCUUCUAUGCGGGUCUUCUUUUGGUAGGUUCGUGGUGGAGAAGAAUAGCUUGAAAAUGACUUCUCCGACUUCGUUGAGAGGUGUCUAUGAAUGUGCAAUUGGUAAUUUUGGAGUCCCUCAGUAUGGAGGAACCUUGGUUGGGACUGUGGUUUAUCCGCAAGCCAAUCAGAAAGCAUGCAAGAGCUUCGACGAUGUCGGUAUUUCAUUCAAAUCGAAGCCCGGAGGACUACCCACUUUUCUUCUCGCCGAUCGAGGAGAUUGUUACUUCACGUUGAAGGCAUGGAAUGCACAGAAUGGCGGAGCAGCGGCUAUCCUUGUUGCAGAUGACAGGACUGAACCAUUGAUUACCAUGGACACUCCUGAAGAAGAACAUGCGGAUGCUGAUUAUCUGCAAAAGAUCACCGUUCCCUCAGCUCUUGUCAGCAAAUCCUUGGGUGAUAGCAUAAAGAAAGCCCUUUCUAGUGGGGAGAUGGUUAACAUUAAUCUUGAUUGGACAGAGGCUCUUCCACAUCCUGAUGAGCGAGUUGAGUAUGAAUUUUGGACAAAUAGUAAUGAUGAAUGUGGACCUAAAUGCGAAAGCCAGAUUGAGUUUGUCAAGAACUUCAAAGGAGCAGCUCAGAUACUCGAGCAGAAAGGGUACACUCAGUUUACUCCUCACUACAUUACUUGGUACUGCCCAGAAGCUUUUAUCUUGAGCAGACAGUGCAAGUCUCAGUGCAUUAACCAUGGGAGGUACUGUGCUCCGGAUCCUGAGCAGGACUUCACUAAAGGUUAUGAUGGGAAGGACGUUGUGUUACAAAAUCUACGCCAAGCUUGCUUCUUUAAAGUGGCCAAUGAAAGUGGAAAACCAUGGCUUUGGUGGGAUUAUGUGACUGACUUUGCAAUCCGUUGCCCAAUGAAAGAGAAGAAAUACAAUGAAGAAUGUGCAAAUAAAGUCGUUCAAUCUCUCGGUGUUGAUGUCAAGAAGGUACAGAAAUGUGUUGGAGACCCUGAGGCUGAUGAGGACAAUCCAAUUCUUAAAGCUGAGCAGGAUACACAGAUUGGCAAGGGCUCACGCGGAGAUGUUACUAUAUUACCAACUCUUGUGAUAAACAACAGACAAUAUAGAGGAAAGUUGGACAAGGGAGCAGUGCUUAAGGCCAUAUGUGCAGGAUUCCAAGAGACCACUGAACCUGCCAUUUGUUUGACUGAUGGCAUAGAAACAAAUGAGUGUCUGGAAAACAAUGGUGGCUGCUGGCAGGACAAGAAGGCUAACAUCACUGCAUGCAGGGAUACGUUCAGAGGAAGAGUGUGCGAAUGUCCUAUUGUGCAGGGUGUAAAGUUUACUGGUGAUGGUUACACUCAUUGUGAAGCUUCAGGACCUCUACGUUGUGAGAUAAACAAUGGAGGAUGCUGGAAGAAAUCCCAAAAUGGCAGGACUUACUCUGCUUGUGUUGAUGACAGUACUAAAGGUUGCAAGUGUCCACCAGGAUUCAAGGGUGAUGGAGUGAAUAGCUGUGAAGAUGUUGAUGAAUGCAAGGAGAAGGUGGCCUGCCAGUGCGCAGAGUGUAAAUGCAAGAAUACCUGGGGCAGUUAUGAAUGUAGCUGCAACAGUGGUUUAUUGUACAUGCAAGAACAUGACACUUGCAUAGGUAGUGAAUCAAGUGUACGGUAUAAUUGGGGCUUCAUUUGGUUUGUUAUUCUCUGCUUGGCUGCUGCUGGAGUUGGGGGAUAUGCAGUUUACAAGUACAGGAUCAGGAGAUACAUGGAUUCAGAGAUCAGGGCGAUCAUGGCGCAGUACAUGCCAUUAGAUAACCAAGGAGAAGUCCCGAAUCAUGUGGUUCGUGGAGAUAUUUGAGACUGGGAGAUGUAGGUCCAGAUGAUAUUAAAGAAAGAAAAAGAAAAAUGGAGGUGCAUAUCCUUACAAAUUAUGAUGUCCACCCUCCAAUUGGUUUAAAAAUUAUGGGAGUUAAAUAUACAAUUUGUGGCUGCCCAGCAGCAGCUAUCUCUAUUUAGCAUUUCAUCUUUCUAUUUAAUUAGCAGGAAAGAACCAUUUUCUCUGUUCUUUUCAUUGUAAAGAUAAAAUAUUUAGCUGAUGCACAUAACUCGUGAGUAAUUUGGUAAGAUUUUACACACUAUGGAAGCAGAGCAUGAGUAGUUUCUCUUUCU